GCGCUCGUGUGCCCGAACCUGUGCCUGUGGACGCACUUUGGCGACAUCAUGGCCACGGCAGUUGACCAGAAACUGCUUCGGCAGACCAAAUUCCCCCCCGAAUUUAACCAAAAGGUUGAUAUGAAAAAGGUCAACGUUGAAGUCAUGAAAAAAUGGAUUGCAGGCAAGAUCUCCGAAAUACUUGGCUCGGAAGAUGACGUUAUUAUCGAGCUUUGCUUUAACUUGCUCGAGGGUUCGCGUUUCCCUGACAUCAAAGCGCUCCAAAUCUCGCUCACCGGAUUUCUUGACAAGGAUACCCCCAGAUUCUGCAAGGAAUUGUGGAACUUGUGCCUGAGUGCACAGUCAAAUCCGCAAGGCGUCCCGAAGGAGUUACUCGAAGCCAAGAAGCUGGAGUUGAUACAAGAAAAGAUCGACGCCGAGAAAGCCGCUUUGGAAGCCAAAAAUAAAAGACAGCAAGAAGAAACUCAAGAGCGGGAUAUCGAUUCCAUCCGACAGCGUGAGCGGGCUGAGCGUGGCCGUGGUCGCCGUGGUGGUGGUCGGGGCGGACGAGGAUACGAUACACGACCUCCGAGAUACUCGAGGUCUCCUCCGCGUCGAAGAAGGUCUCCGUAUAGAGGCCCUCCAUCCCGUCGGGAGACUGACACAUAUGUUCCUGGGAACCGAGGCAGAGGUGGUCGGGACAUUGGCCGAGGACGUUCGGCGACGAGAUCUCCCUCUCGCCCCAUCUCUCGCUCGCCUUCCUUGCCGCGUUCGCGUCGUGCUGGCCGAUCCGCGUCAAAGUCGAUUUCCAGAUCCCGAUCCCGAUCCCGAUCCCGGUCCAGGUCGAGGACAGCGCCAUACUCGCGGAGCCCAUCACCAGGACCCAGGAGAGAACGGGAUUCAAGAAGCAAGAGUCGGACCAAGUCACCUCGACAGAGGGGGGAAGGCAGGCUGAGAAGAACACCCGAAUCACCUGGUGAUAGACGCACACGAUCUCCAACACGUUCUGAUGUCUCACGCUCACGGACGCCUAGAAGACGACGGUCACGCAGCCGGACAACCUCAAGUCCGAGUCGAAGCCCGAGCCCCAAGCGGCGACGAUACCGUCGAGAUCGCUCAUACUCAUCAUCGCGGUCAAGGUCAAGAUCACGGGACAGACGGAGGGAUUACAGAAAGGGUGACAGACGUCAUAGGCGAUCUCCCUCAUACUACUCUUCUGAUGACAAUCGAAACAACAGGCGCGCUGAUAUUCUCAGGGGCCGCAAUGCACGCGAUGUCCGUCGAUUGAGCCGCAGCCCCGACGAGUACCAUUCUCGACGAAGAGGCAGUUCGAGUCGAAGCAGGAGUCGCCGCCCACACCAUAAACGACGGCGAUCGCUACAGAGAUAUGAGCCCGCUGCGCGCAGACAACGCAACACUUCGUCGGACGAAUCGUCGCCUGAAGCAAAACGUCGGAGACGUGAUCCAUCAGACGAUGAGGCGAUGAAGGACUCACCUGGUAAGCAAAGUGUGGAUAAGCAUGGUGAUGGCGACUCCGAUUAAACUUUGGAGAAUCGAACUUCAUCUGCAUGCCGACAUGGUGAUUUGCAACUCGAGAGUGUCGCCGACAGUAUAACCGACGGCGAAUCUUGCAGAACAACUCAAAGUGAAUCGCGGCCUCGUGAUAGAACGAGCUCAAUGCGAUACCGAGUGCUGUUCAGUGGCAAAGGCAGAGAUACCAGUCUUGAAAUGGCUGGCAGGGACACUGCUCUGCUCUGCCUAUACCGAUGUCCCCUGUGUUACGUACAGUUCUUCAAAGUGCAGGAUCUGGCCCUCACUGAUUGGCCAUCCCACAACCCGCCAUCAAGUCAAUCUGUAACAUAAAAAGCACAACAUCGAAAUUGCAUAUAGCAUCACAAUGUUUCCUGCUCACA
Molecule: messenger RNA, 1892 nt
Organism: Cladophialophora immunda
Lineage: Eukaryota; Fungi; Ascomycota; Eurotiomycetes; Chaetothyriales; Herpotrichiellaceae
Exons: 4
Coding region: 49-1521 (490 amino acids)
Biological process (GO): regulation of mRNA splicing, via spliceosome; mRNA processing
Cellular component (GO): spliceosomal complex
Molecular function (GO): RNA binding
Source: RefSeq, a predicted model, not a curated record